Messenger RNA from Rotaria sordida, 372 nucleotides. The record is from the annotation of a GenBank genome assembly. Lineage: Eukaryota; Metazoa; Rotifera; Eurotatoria; Philodinida; Philodinidae.
AUGAAUACUAUCGAUGAUUUCCAUUUUCUUAAAACGAUCAGUCGUGGUGGUUAUGAACGAGUUUAUUUAGCAAUAAAGAAAAAUGAUGAAAAUAAAACAAAAUAUGCAAUUAAACUUAUUAAUAAACGAUAUAUAGUUCUUAAUGAAUGUAAUGUACUAGCAAUAAUGAAUAGUCAAUUUGUAGUUCGUUUCUUUUAUUCUUUACAAAGCAAAGAAAAUAUUUAUUUAAUAAUGGAAUAUAUGAUUGAUGAUGAUUUAAUAUCAUUUUUAUGUAUAAAACAUAUACUUGAAAAACAUGAAGCACAAUUUUAUGUUGCUGAAAUAGCUCUUGCACUUGAUUAUUUGCAUCAACGAGAUGUUACAUAUUGGUAA